AGUCUAUUUAUUUAAGAUAAAAAGAUUUAAACAACUGUUUGUGAUUACUAUUUGAACUAUUAUAGAUAGAUAGAUACUUGGAGAGAGAUACUUGGAGUUUCUGAGUAAACAUACAGUUGAGAUAAUGUUCGCUAAAAUCUUUCUCCUAAUAUCUCUACUUGGUAAGAUGUAUAAUGUUUUGUAUUUUUUUGUGUUUGUUUUGUACCAUUCAAUAAUAAUUAUUUAGGUUUGAAGAAUACAAUCUACGGAGAACCUAUUGAGAGUUCUGUAAAUGAUUUUGAACAACUGGAAUGUCAAUUAAACAGUACUUACUUACUCCUGCUACUCCUUGUGGAGGAGCAUAGGUCGCUUACCAGCACUUUCCAUCAAACCUUGUCCUGGGCAAUCCUUUCCACUUCUUUUCAGUUGUUAUUCAUCCUUUUCAUAUUCGCUUCUAUUUCCCGACGUAAUGUGUUAUGAUAGACAUUUGUGAAACUUGUGUUAUGAAUGUUCGUGGUAUUCGAUGGUUACUUUUGCAAAGUUAUACACGAAAGAUUGCAGCUGAACUAUUAUCUGUAAUGUGUAAUUUCUUUCCAUAUAAACAACCUCGUGCUCAAUGUAAACGUUUCUUUAAAGGACCAUUUGAUGGGAUAGUUCAUGAUUUUGUUGUAAACAUGAGUGUUUAUGAACCAUGUCAAUAUCUUGGACUUUGUGAAACAGUUCAACAAGAAUCGAUGACAAGUCUAGAUGAUUCAUUCUAUACCAAUCUGUUGAUGAAAACAUUAAGCAUAUUGAAAGAAGAUAUAGAGUCAAUUUUUACACCAGAGUUUAUUGAACGAUCAGCUACAAAACUUUGUUCUUCUGACAAAAGGUGCAUAAAAGCUUUCAAGAAAUCUGCUGUCGGUCUCAUCAAAGUUAUUUAUAAAAAUUCAGAAGGUGAAUGGUUUUCAGACGAUAUUUAUAGCUAGUUUAACCGUUUUUCACUUCAGUUAAUAUUCACUAUUAUGGUUAAACUAUUCGGGGACAUCUCUUUGAAUAAGUAAAUAAAUAUUUAAUUCGU
Messenger RNA from Schistosoma margrebowiei, 1039 nucleotides. The record is from the annotation of a GenBank genome assembly. NCBI's taxonomy places the organism in Eukaryota, Metazoa, Platyhelminthes, Trematoda, Strigeidida, Schistosomatidae.